GGGAUUUUGCCACGGGAUAUAGGCGCUCGGCUGGGCGGCCGUCCUCACUGGCGAGGGGAUCGCGCUGCCCCUGUGUGCUGUGGUGGCCUUUAAAUCCCUCGUCUGGCCGCCUCCUCUGCGCCUUUUCCUCCCGAGAUCGAGUAACGUUUGUGGUCAUUGUGCAGUGGAGUUGUAUGGCCUUGAUUGGCCCCGUAACGCGCGCCUGGGAAGUUGCAUCAUUGCGGUUUCAUUAUCGCAUUCCUAAUUAACAUUUUACUAAGUAGUUGUCAGCGCAAAAUCUUGUGUAUUUUCGAUUUCACGGCUGAUUCACAGUGGAUAAUUGGAAUAAGCUCUUCUCUAGUCUCAUGUGUAAGUCCACCACGAAAGAUUUAAACUUGGCACCUGUCUUGAAGCAUCACUAAUUAAGAAGUUCAGAACAUCAGUCUAAAGCAUCAAUUAAUGCUAGAAAUUAAAAGAAUUUUAAUUCAGAAGUCCAGAGUGGCGCACCAUGGAUCGUCCCAAUGUAGAAAUGCUGGCUGCCUCUCUCGUCAGAGAAUAUCUCGCAAGAAAGAAGCUGGUCCUGAGCCUGAGCCAGCUGGACGAGGAGCAGCCCCGGCAGUGUGUGCGGAGCCGCCUCGAGCUCCUCAAGGCUCUGCAUAUCGGCAAGCUGGUCAAGCGGAACAAACUCUCUGCCUCCCCCUUGGACUCGAUGCUCGAGCUCAUCGUGCACUUCUUGCUGUGCCACGUCAGGCCUUCUCGUGCAGCCACCGCCCACGGUCCGCGUCUGGAGGACCUCGGGCGCGGGGGUGGCACAACGCCCCCCGAAAAGGUGCUGGGCGUGGACGGGAAUUCGCCAGCGUUAUCCCGGCCUGUGGAAGAAUCGGGGCAAGUGGGUGCAUCUGCUGAUGGCGAGAUAUUUUGCCCUCGCGUCGUCGGGUCACUCAGGGACAGCCACGACCCGGGACGAAUGCCGUCACGAACUGGCUUGGGAGAAGGGGAGAGCAGUACGCUUAAAGCCGACAAAGGCAGUGAAACCCCAGGUACAAACUUUGCCAUAAAUGACGUCCUGACGCAACGUAGGAAUUCAAUAGGAAGUCGCAAACAUAUAGAAGACUUAGAACAAAGUGUGAGUGUGAGUGACGUGAGUGUUCGUAACGUAGACAUUCAUAGUAACAAAGACUCGAAUGCUACUGAAUCUGACACUUAUGAUUCAGACGACUCAGAGUCAGAGUCUGCGUCGAGUUUCGCAUCCAUCGUCGAUCUGUUGAAGGAUGGCAGCACAGAGCCGAAGGGCGCUCUCAGGGACAGCAGAAGGGCCGUUGAGUUGACCCUCAAAGUGCCCAACGUAGCCCUCGUGGCCUCGACCUCUUCGGGUGCCGGUGAUGAGGAUGACCUCGAAGUAAUAGAUGCUGGAGCGGACGACGGAGCCCAGGAGGAGAGGGGGAUUGCAGCGAUAGGGAAGAAAGAGCACCAGCGAGCAAGCACCUGGACGCACCAAGGAGAAGAGGAGGAGGAGGGCGUCUCGAAGGAUGAGGUGGUGUCUGCCAAGCCCUCCCGGGUGGGCAUGGUCUCCCCCCCUCGCCCCGGCACCCAGGACUCCGCACAGACCCCCGCGCACCUCCUGUGGCUGCAGGCGGACGACGGCAGCGCAGACGGAGGCAAGUUCCGCAACGGCCACGGCGGGGGCGGCAGCAGCGAUGGCGGGGAGGGCCGAUCGCCGGACCUCAUGAAGCUCAACACCUUCGCCCCCAACUUCAACAUGACGCGGACCUACGACGAGGCUCUGGACACCUUCAGGCCGCAGGGGAACCUGGAGAUUCAAAACAAUCAUCACAUGAAUCAUCACUCUAAUGGCCACAUCCCAAAUGGCAUGUUCAGUGGUGCAUUUAAUGGAUAUAGCCUCGCAGACAACACCGUUCCCAAUGGAUCACUCCAGUUAUCCAUCCAGGGGAAGAGUGUUUUUGAUACUGAUGCUGAUGAUGACAUUGUGCAGAUGGCAGCUCAGAGGGACCAACUCCGGGGGGCAAGGAAUAUCAGGGGCAUGAUGGCACCUGUCAUGAGUAAAGAGGAGGACCCAAGAAACAGAAGUGCAAACCGCCGCUUUCUUCUAACAAAACAGCGAAGUGAGUCCAUGCUUGGAGACCACGAAGAGUCUCAAGAGGACAUGUUUCCAUCAAUGGACAACAGAGAAGAUGGUGAUGAGGGAGAUGUGGUUGGAACCAUGAACAGAAGAAGAGGUAUUAGGGAACUGGGUGGGUUGAUCGGGGGAUUGGGAGGGGUUGGGCUGCGUCCAAGUGCAGACUACCUGUCAGACCUGAACAGGCGAGGAGACAUUAUGGCUCAGUCGAUGAGGAGGCAGAGUCUGAAGGGCUCAAAGCAGAACCUGUUGGAGGGUGGAUUGGCAAAUUUUGGCUCAAAUGAUAGUUCAAGAAUGAGUAUAGGGACUGUCAGUCCUGAGGAGUUUUUGAUAUUCAAGUCAGAAAAUGAUAAGUCUGCCAUGAUAGAGCAGGGUACAGGAGCAGGCUCCAGAAAAGGCCAACCACGUUUCAUUCCAAACUCUCAUGAAGAUAUUCAGAUACUAAACCUUCAGGGGUUUAUGGAUGCUUCUUCCUUUGCAAAUGACCUUGGAAACUUGAGUAAGAGAAAACAAAGGAAAAAAAGGGGCAAAAGGGGACUUGAAAGUGGUCAGAUUGAAAAAAUACGAGAUGGAUAUAAACAGAGUUCCAGGCCAAGAAGAAAGCGAAGCCAUAGACUACCAAAGACUCAUCUGAGUGAUGACGAUGAUGGAGAGCUGACUCUUAAGGACAUUGAUGACCUUGAUAACAAAGUGGCUGGGCUUGUCAUAGGCCCCAAGACUGUAAAUACAGAAGCUGCAGGCACUCCCAUUACUCUGGAAGAAGCAAGUCAUCUCAGAAAUCUUCUAACAGGAAGCCCAGCUAAUACAAUUCCAGCAGAAUGGAUGCAACAAAAUUUCAAGCAAAAUGCAAAUCCCAAUUUGUCAUAUGGCUUGGUUCAGAAUAAGGGAGGUCCCUGUGGUGUGUUAGCAUGUGUUCAGGCUUAUAUGAUGAAGUGCCUCAUCUUCGGUACUCCUGUGUCUCCCAGCACCAGCCCUGUGAGUCCCCUCCGACCAUCUCAGCGAGAAUGGUUAUGGGCUCUGGGUUCUGCUAUCACAGAAAUAUUAUGGAAGGCUGGAGAGGAGAAAAAGGCUAUUCUUGCAUUACCUGGUUCUUUCGCCCACUUUGCGGAACAUGGUGUUGGCCGUUACAGUAAUGAUGGUGUGACAGAGAACCUCAACCUCCAUGAAUUUGUCGUGCAGGGUGAUCUGUAUGAUGCAGUCAAUCGCCACAUGUCGGUCUUCACUGCUGAGACUGGCUCUGGUUGCGUUAUCCUCCUGUACUCGCUACUUCUGACGAGAGGCUUAGAAAAUGUUGAAACAGACAAAGAUGCUGGUGGAGGUCACCUCCUGAAUGCACACGGAUAUUCUUCACAGGAAAUUGUAAACCUCCUUCUGACAGGGAUAGCAUCCACUAACACCUUUAAUGGUGACCAAACACUUGGCGGCAAUUCAGAGGACAAAGUUGUUUUGAAGGGCGUCCAUCAUCGAUCUGACAUUGGUCUUCUCUCUCUGUUUGAACACUAUGAUUGCUACAAGGUUGGAUCACAUCUCAAGACCCCACAGUACCCAAUAUGGGUUGUUUGCUGUGAAAGCCACUAUAGUGUCCUCUUCAGCCGUGACACUGCUGUUAGUGCUGAUGUACCUCCCAACACUACUAGGUUUGAUAUCUACUAUUAUGAUGGCCUUGCCCUUCAGGAAGAUGAGAUAAGGCUCACCAUUGAUAUGGAGGGGAGGAGAAAAUGACCUUGCCAUUAUUCCUCCAAUGGAACACUGUAUCAGAACGAAAUGGAAGAAUGCAGCUAUUAACUGGAAUGGAACCGAUCCAAUUUUAUAGUUGCAGGAUAUCUUUUAAUGAUUUAUGUAUAAUUGGGAAAAGAGUGAAAUGGCAUCAUUGGAUAUGUGAGUAAAAAUUAAAUUCCUGUUCUUUGAUGUUAUAGUUUAGUGCUACUGUUUAUGUUCUGUAUGUUCAGAAAUAAUGGGUAUUCCUUAACUUACUUUAUAUGUACAGUCUAUAUGUGUAAAUGGAAGUACCAUGUUCUGUAUGUAUAUCAUAAUAUGAAAAGGAAUGAGCAGGAAAGGUACCGAGAAAUAUGAAUAUUUUUUAUGUCACUGAAAAAGAAAUAAAAGAAGAAAAAGCAAGUAAUGAUAGCGAUUCUUAUUUUAGGUUACUUAUGGUAUAUAAAAUAAAAAGAAUAUCAGACCAAUAAAUAUAUGUUUUUUAUAUGGUACACAGAAGUGACAGCUGAGGCAAAACAAUUAGUAACUAUAACACUGUAAUUUUGUUUUGCAUUAAAAAAUCUGUUCAGUAGAGUUUAUUGCUCUUUUUUUUUGCAUCUGAAUGUGUGUAUUUUUUCAGAAAUGUCUUCAAAACCAAAUUAAUAAUAAGUAAGGUUUUUCAUAUUUUUAAAUUGUAUCUCUUUACUCUCGGGAAGUUUUUCUGUACUGUAAAACCUCCUGUAAAUGCAUACCAUUAUAAGGCCUAAGAUUAUGAAUUACUAAUAUAUAGUGUGAUAUAGUGAUAAUCACCAAGGAUAUCAUUUGGCAAAGGGUCUUAUUUAUAAGAGUUAAACUUCAUUUUGAUUCAAAUACAUAAAUCAAGAUUUUUUUUUUUUUUUGUGAAAUACAGUCAUUUCAGACCAUUUAAGGACUAGCAGUCUUUGAAGCUGUAAUAGAUUUCCAUGAUACUGGACUUGAUUAUUAUGGUAAAGACAUUUGACUUGCCUUUUGAAAAUGCAAAAUCUGAAACAUAUAUCCAAUAUGUCUAUAUUAAUUUAAUCUUAACUGUAUAUGAGAGAAAUCAGGAAAUUUGUAGAAGUACACUGGUUAACAUGUCCUGCAACAGUGAUUGUGUUGUAUGUACUGUACAAAUUAUGUGGUAAGUAUCAAGACAUAAUUGCAUUUUAUACAAUGUAGUUUGGGCUAAAAAUUGGGAAACCAGUAGAUGUUUAGUGCUGAGAUUCUCCUGUAAUUGUCAUGAAUUAAGUAAUGUUGCAAGUAUUCAUAGUGAAAUGUUACAAUGAAUAUUAUAUUUAUAUCUAUUCAUAACAGUGCCGUCCAGUCAUUGUGAUCUAUAGUUGUACAGUGAAUUUAUAUCUGAACAAAUUCUGGAUUCUUGCUUUAUAAGUGUAUGAAGGAAUAACUGUUUCUCAAAAAGACCUAUUUUAUUUAUUUACCUCAUUUCUAAGUACAGGAAAAAAAAAAUUAUGUGCCUUUUAAAAAGCUAAAUAAAACAUGUGAACCAAUUAUAA
This is a messenger RNA of Penaeus chinensis, 5343 nucleotides long. RefSeq lists its product as uncharacterized. Gene Ontology annotation, molecular function: cysteine-type deubiquitinase activity; K48-linked deubiquitinase activity. Gene Ontology annotation, biological process: protein K48-linked deubiquitination. The transcript is spliced from 11 exons. The coding region runs from base 488 to 3838 and encodes 1116 amino acids. NCBI's taxonomy places the organism in Eukaryota, Metazoa, Arthropoda, Malacostraca, Decapoda, Penaeidae. The record is from RefSeq and is a predicted model, not a curated record.